Onychostoma macrolepis is the source of this 3044-nucleotide messenger RNA. RefSeq names its product prion protein, related sequence 3 (gene prnprs3). Bases 139 to 1785 code for a protein of 548 amino acids. Gene Ontology annotation, cellular component: membrane. Gene Ontology annotation, biological process: protein homooligomerization. The transcript is spliced from 2 exons. The record is from RefSeq and is a predicted model, not a curated record. Lineage: Eukaryota; Metazoa; Chordata; Actinopteri; Cypriniformes; Cyprinidae.
AAUACGCAUGCGCAGAUGGCCGCAGUUACUCAUCUCGUGAGCGCGCACGCCAGUGGAAAGUUUCAUCGUCACUAACGGCGUCGCGCAGCCAAGGGACAACAAUCACCCAGGAGAACCAGCAGAAAUCAACACUAAGAAAUGGGUCGCCUAACAUUACUGUUACUCUGUCUGGCUUUGGUAUCAGUUGUGGCCAAACGAGGGGGUGGCGGUAAAGGUGGAUUCAGCUGGGGCAAAAGUGGUGGAAACUCAAACAAAGGAGGAAGCAGCACAGGAAGCCGAAGUGGCAGCAGUAGCAGCAGCAAUAAAGGCUCUUCAUCACAUGGGACACACUCGUCCCCUGGAAACUAUCCUCGCCAACCUCAAGUACCAAACCAGAAUCCACCCCCCUACCCUGGUACUGGAGGCGGGUAUCCGGCACAGGGCAAAUAUCCACCAGCAGGCUCUAACCCAGGUCAAGGAAACCCUAACCAAGGUAGCAACCCAGGACGUGGUGGUUAUCCGGCCCAAGGUGGUUAUCCGGCCCAGGGUGGUUACCCGGCCCAGGGUGGUUAUCCGGCCCAGGGUGGUUAUCCGGCCCAAGGUGGUUAUCCGGCCCAAGGUGGUUAUCCACAAGGUAACUACCCAGGGCGUAGUGGUUACCCAGCACAAGGUGGUUACCCAGGGGGAGGAUCUUAUCCAGGAGCAGGUUCAUACCCCAACAGGAACCCUGGACAAGCCGGAGGAUAUGGAAAUCCUUACCCAGCUGGUGGCUCUUAUCCAGGUUAUCCAGUCCGGAGAGGUUCCAGCCCUAACCAGUUUGGUGGAGGUGUUGCAGGAGCAGGAGUAGGUGCAGGUGGAUAUCCAGGAGCGGCACAAUAUCCUUACUGGAACCCUCACAACAAAAUCAUGAGCCCAGGCUACGGUGGCAACUAUGGAAGUUAUGGGCACGGCGGCAGGUCACCUUUCGCCCAGUCAGUGCAAAACAUGGGUAUGGCCCCUUCAUAUCAAUCAAAGGGGUUUGGCAAGCAGGCGAUUAUGGCAGCUGGGGUUGGGGCGGUGGCUGGUAUGGCUCUGGGAUAUGGCCUCGGUAGUUUCCCCCGCCCCCGUUUCAAUUUCCACAACCCGCAGGAGGAAUACUACUACAAUCACUACAUGUACAAACGUUACGGCCAACCUCCCCCUGACAGUAACGUGAACGGGAACACUAACUCUCAAGGUGGAAGCCCAGGUAAUGCAGGAUCGACCUCUGCCGGACAAGGAAAUGUUAACCCUCAUGACAUCUUCCAGAAUCCUCCACCGCAGUCCUAUGAUAGCUUCAUGGACAAGUGUGUGAAGAGGACAGACUUGCUCCGAGAGAAACCUGAAGGAAGAUCGAGGAGAUCCACUGACUUUGUUGAGGCUCAAGCAGUAGAAGUAGGUGAUGAUCCUACUGGUGCUCAAGAAAACACAACAAACAACAACAGCACUGCAGAAAGAGACACAACCGGAAGCUCUUUAUUUGUAACCUCAAAGCCGCCCGAGACACCCAGUCAAGCUCAAAAGCAGACCCAGGAAAGAAGAGCAGAAGCUGAAGAUGACGAUGACACUGUUAGCAUUAUGGAGAUCGGCUAUCCUGCACUAAUUGAGCAAAUGAAAGCACGACGUUGUGUUGAGCUGUACAUGGUCUAUGCGGAACAGCAUGCAGAAAAACAGGUGCAGGAUCGCAGUAAAGUAGAUGAUAAAACCAGCAGCAGUAGCGGUGACUUACCUGGACCCUUUGGCCAUGGUGUCAUGCUACUCUUUGCUAGCAUUCUGUCGCUUAUCUGAAGUUCGCUUCUACACUAAAAUUCUGGAAAAGGUUACACGUAAAGCCAUUGAGUCAGACUGAGAAAUGGACCGUUUGCACCCAUCAAAUGUUAUCUGAGGAAUUUGUCUUUGAUGUUUAGAGACUUUUCAAGGUAUUCUUGAAAAACUACGUGGAGAUUCAACAGAAUGUACUGACACUUCUCACAAUGACUCCUGUAUAGUUACUCUACUAAAUUGCAACAUGAGCCACCUAACAAUUUGUCAUGAGCCCACAUUUCAGAUCAGUUUCCAAAGGAGCUAUAAACCUUUGCAUACAAUUACUUUUAACAAUGUUAAACUUCCAUCACUGCCACCUUCUUGCAUGUGUUUUGGGGAACACCAACUUAUCUUCCAAGACAGCAUAAUGCAUGAACCCUUUAUUAUCUCCAAUUUAAACAGAAUUGUGCAUGGCAUUGGCAUUUGACUUAUUGUUUUCAACUGGCAACAGCAAUUACAACAAACCAUGGUAAUUGUAUCUCUGUGUCUCUGAUUGUUUGGACUGUUAACUUAGGGAUUAACUUUCUACUGAUGUAUUUAUAUCUUUUAAAUUAUUAUUAUAGACAUAAUUGUAAUGUUUUUUCACAGUCCUCCACUGUUCGUUUUGUUAUCUUUACUUUUUAGGGGCCGUUCACAAAGAACGUGUUUUUGCAUUCUGUUUUUCUGUAUAAACGUGCACUAGAUGGACAUUGACCACUGACUCUUUUGCAGUAGAAACAUAUAAACACUGCGUUUUUAGAAAGCGGUGCCAAAUUAAAAAACAUUCAGAGACCUUGUGUUUUUGUCAUUCCAUGUUCCCAGCGUCUCACAUUUUUAAAUGGAAUAACACUUUCUGUGUGAAUGGCUUCCUAGUGAAUGUUUUUGUGAUCAUAACUGUUUGGUUUUUAACUCAAUAUGUACAAUAAUAGUUUCAUUCAUAUCAGACACUCAUGCAGUUCAACUCAAAGAGAUUAGAUAAAACGGCAUUUUAUAUAAAGCUGGAUCUUUAUCAGUAGCAUGGUGCUGUGGUUUCUCUGAAUAUUACUGCUGAACUUUCAAGUAGAUUAUCAACCCAGCUUGGUACUUUGCUAAAUCAUUUAUCUAGAAGGACUGUGGCGACCACUGGAUGACCAGUAGAAGGCAAUGCUUAACGACUUUAUUGUUACUCAGCUGCAUAUGUAUUGUUAUGCCUUUGAGAUGUUGUGAAUGUUGAAAGUGUGUAUAAUGUUACCAUCACUGGGAUUAAAGUGAUUAAAUGCACCUUA